Messenger RNA from Leptosomus discolor (cuckoo roller), 1020 nucleotides. Lineage: Eukaryota; Metazoa; Chordata; Aves; Leptosomiformes; Leptosomidae. The record is from RefSeq and is a predicted model, not a curated record.
AUGGUGCCUGACCUGCUGCUGUGCUUGGGCUUCGGUUACGCGGCGGCCCUCCAACCCACGUGCCUAUCGGCUCAGUUUAGACGACCUGGCGAUUACAUCGUAGGAGGCUUGUUCCCUUUCGGAACCGACGCCGUCAACCUGACGGCGCGAUCAGAGCCCACGCGGGUGGCGUGUGAAAGGUUAUUCGUAGACGGGCUGAUAUGGGCUCUUGGGAUGAAGUUUGCUGUUGAGCAGAUCAACAAUUCCACUGCGCUUCUCCCGGGAGUAAAGCUGGGCUACGACAUGCACGACACCUGCUUUGAGCCCCUGGUGGCCUUGCAGCCCAGCCUGCUGUUCCUGAGCCGCAACGGCACCGCGGGCGUCGGGGCGCUGUGCGACUACACCGGCUACCAGCCUCGCGUGACCGCGGUGAUUGGACCACACAAGUCAGAUCUCUGCCUGGUGACGGCCAAACUGUUCAGCUUCUUCUGGAUCCCACAGGUCAGCUAUGGAGCCAGCAGCGAGCAGCUCAGCAACACGGAGCUGUACCCAUCCUUCUACCGUACUGUCCCCAGCGAUAAGAACUUGGUGGAAGCUGUGGUCCGGCUACUGAACAAGUUUGGAUGGAACUGGAUUGCCACCAUUGGGAGUGAUGAUGAAUACGGCCGAAGAGCCCAGGGGCUCUUCUUAAGCGUAGCUGGAAAUCACAGCAUCUGCAUCGCGUUCGAGGGGCUAAUUCCUACAGACCUUGCAGACCCCAAAGCCAAAACCCAACUGGAAGAUACCAUUACGUUAAUUAACAAGACCAAAGUCAACAUCAUUGUCCUUUUUGCCUUUAGUCAGCCAGCUCAGGCCCUGCUGGAACACAGCAUCAGGAUGGGACUGAGCAAGAAAGUCUGGAUUGGCACUGAAGCCUGGAUGUUGUCCGACACAGCUGCCUCCAUCCCAAAUAUUCAGAGCAUUGGGACAGUCUUAGGCUUUAUUAUGAAAGCAGGCACAGUCCCGGGCUUCCAGAAAUACGUUGCCGACCUCUUUACCUCU